Molecule: messenger RNA, 3376 nt
Organism: Perognathus longimembris pacificus (Pacific pocket mouse)
Lineage: Eukaryota; Metazoa; Chordata; Mammalia; Rodentia; Heteromyidae
Gene: Tor1aip1
Product: torsin 1A interacting protein 1
Exons: 11
Coding region: 1-1821 (606 amino acids)
Biological process (GO): nuclear membrane organization
Cellular component (GO): nuclear membrane
Molecular function (GO): ATPase activator activity
Source: RefSeq, a predicted model, not a curated record
AUGGCGAACGAGGGGCGGCGGCCGGAGCUGGCCGGGGAAGGCUGGGGGAGGUACGUCAAGGCCCGGGCUCCCAUCCGGGAGUCCAGGUUGCGGUUCGCCCCUCAAGAUGGCGGCGGCAGUGACGCGCCUGCGUACGGAACUCCUACGUCGCGCCAGGGCCGCCGGGAAGUGAGGUUCUCUGAAGAGCCUCCGGAAGUGUACGGCGACUUCGAUCCCCGGGUAGGCAUAGAAAGGUCCCCGGUGGGAAGACGAACCCCGCCGGAAAAGUUCCGGCCGGAUUCUGCGAAAGAGGAAGUGAGAGAAAGGGUGUACAACCUUCGGUCUCGGCAACCAAGGCGGCCACGGGUCCUGGAAGCCGAGGAGAUGAAGACGCGUAAAGCGGCUCGCUUUCUAGAGCAGCACUCACAGCAGCCUCCUCCGCCACAGUCUUCUCCGCCUACGACCCGAAGAAGGUUACGCGACUCUCUGUCGUCCGAAGAAGAUGAACCAUCUUCCCAAACGGUUAUAAGCCAAACAAUCUCAAAGAAAACUGUCAGGAAAACAAAUGAGUCUCCAGCAGUGACAAGUGAAGAUCCUGUAAUUAGCCUAUGUAGACCCCCUCUAAGAAGCCCAAGAUCUGAUUCAACAUACAAAACAAAUGGAAAUACUGAAAUGACUGAAUUAGAAGAUACCAGUGUCCAACAGAAGGUCAUUUUCUCUGAAGACGGAGAAACUGAAGAUGAUGACCAAGACAGCUCUAACAGUGAUGCCACUACUGCAGAGGUCAGAUCCAGGGAUUCAAUUGAGUCUAGAGGUAAUGUUGCUUUAUUUCAAACCACCAGAUCAUCUGAUCAAUAUCCAGAAUCAUUUUGGAGGUUAUCACAAAGUCAAGACUAUACAGCUCUUGAUAAACAACUUUCAGUGUUGAGCUCGGGAUAUCAAAAAAACCCUCAGGAAUGGGUGGAACAAACCAUGCGAAUGAGGACUAGGAUACCAAAUGAUAGCAUGCAGAAAUUGGAGCCCAGAAACCAAUCUUUACCAGCCUCCACCCAACAAGUGGCUGAACAACCCCAAAAUGAAUCUUUUGUGAAGAAAUGGAAGUGGUGGCUACUUUGUGCAGUAGCUUUUCUUGCUUUGGGGAUAUUUCAGUUCAUUCAUACUCCUGAGGUAAAAACCACUGCUGCUCAAGAAUUCCAGAACCAGAUGAACCAACUUAUGACUAAGUAUCGAGGUCAAGAUGAGAAGCUGUGGAAAAGAAGUGUAACGUUCCUGCAGAAACAUCUUAACAGUUCCCAUCCUCGGCCUCAGCCUGCAAUCUUGCUUCUUACAGCUGCCCAAGAUGCGGAAGAAGCACUUAAGUGUCUGAGUGAACAAAUUGCUGAUGCCUAUUCUUCCUUCCAUAGUGUUCGUGCCAUACGAAUUGAUGGAACAAGCAAAGCUGCUCAGGACAGUGAUGAUGUCAAACUAGAAGUAGAUCAGGAAUUGAGCAAUGGAUUUACAAAUGGCCAGAAUGCAGCUGUAGUACACCGCUUUGAAUCACUGCCUGCAGGCUCUGCUUUGAUCUUCUACAAAUAUUGUGACCAUGAAAAUGCAGCCUUCAAAGAUGUAGCCUUAGUCCUAACUGUCUUGCUAGAAGACAAGACACUUGGAACCAGCCUAGGCCUAAAGGAAAUUGAAGAAAAAGUGAGAGAUUUCCUCAAAGUCAAGUUCACCGAUUCUAGCACACCCAGCUCCCACAAUCAUAUGGACCUGGACAAAUUGAAUGGGCUGUGGAGCCGUAUUUCUCACUUAGUUCUGCCUGUGCAACCUGAAAAUGCCCUGAAAAGAGGUAUCUGCUUAUAAGGGAAAAAAAGGAGAGAAAAUCAUGUCUCAGGUUCUGGGAAUUUUGUACACUUUCUAAACACAGACAGAAUUCACAACUUUUUUUUUUAAGAACUAGUUUCUUUUUAAGAAACUAAAUCAUUUAUUCAACUUAAUUGUCUGUAAUGAAAGAAUUAUUUCUCUGUUUCUAUUAAGCAGUAUGUUAAGGGUACUUAGGAGUGUAUAAAGUAUAUACAAUCCCAUAGAGGAUCUAUUUUGAUUCUGGGCUGAAUCAUUCUUGCUUUGGUGUAACCAGUGAAAAGUAUUAAGCUCCUUUCUUAUGAAUCAUCCCUGACUUUUAGAUUUUUCAUUGGUUAGUAGCUUUCUCAUUGUAACCAUAGGUUUUCCAAUUAUAUUUUCUUUUAUACCAUUUAGGUGUUGUUAUUGUGUUCAGUAGUCAGCUUCUGCCUAUAGAACAAAAGUAAUAAAAGAUUAUCUUGAGUGUAUAUUUAGAUUUUUUUUCUUUGUUUUUGGAGAUGGGAAGGAGGAAAAGAGAGAUUGUGGAAUGGGAAAGGAAAUGGGAGAAAAGUGUCUUCAAGAUAAACUGUUACAAUACACAUCUGAGUGAUAAGUUAGUCCAAAUAUCUAUUUGAACCUUUACUGUGGUGAAUUCUGUAAGGAUCUUUUUGUUUUCCUUUAAAAAAGUCUUCAUCCUCCCAGAGGGUUUUAAAGCCUAUCUGUGGUAAGGGUUAAUAUAUUUCCUGAUUUAACUCUUAAAAUAAAUUCAGUUUACUUUGGAUAUAACCUUAAGCUACUAUUUUAAAGAAAUACAUUCUCAUAUUGAUAAACCAUUUUCUAGCUAUCCUGAGCUAAUUUUCUACUUGCCCACUUUUUACAAUCUGUUUUGGUUUUUUGUUUGGGUUUUUGACACUCCAUAACAAAUAUAAAGACUAACUAUGCACAUGACAAAUUUCCUUUAGAGUGCCUCAAGCCAAAAAGAUAGCAAACUUUACCACAUACAUAGUGUUUGUUGUAUUUUUGUACUCGUGUAGUAUUUUAGUUGUGAUAAGCCUUCUUUCUGUCACCUGCUUUGGUUUGCUUUAUUCUAUGUAGCUCAGUGGUUGAACACUUCCUAGCAUGUAUAAGGCUCUUAAAAUUCUGGAUCCACUUUGUUUUUGUUUUAACUAGUGUUUAUAGACAUUUAAAUGAAAAUACCGUUUUAGAGUAUUAGAGCCAGUCAUUGGCUUCAUAGGUUACCCUCUGAGGGUCUUAGAACUAGUGGUAGGACGUGAUCUAAUUUCUUACCACUGAAAUUACCAAUAUUCAUAAAGGUAUGCCCAUUAUUGUGUUGUACUUAUCAGAACUCAGAUCAUCUGAGUUAUUUUAUAGAGGAUUGUAAAACAGUUGUUUUGAAGAAGCUUAUUUUGUACAUGCAUAUUAUAUGGAAAAUGAAAUGUUCUAUUAAAUGUUUCACUGACCUAAAUAAUUUUAAAGUAAUAUCUUAUAUCUUUCAAGAAAAAUAAUUUUAGCAAUCGAUGUGUAAAUGACUUUAAAAGCUAUUUUAGUAAUUUAAAUAAAUUUAAUUUUUGGUUUGUAA